AUGGUGUUUACGGACUCGCUUGAAGCGUACUUUACCAAGAUUGCCGAGAUGGGACAAGCGGACGACUGGAUACGGCAGGAAUUCAACGUGACAGCUGUUGAGGGUCGAGGCGCAUACGGCAAGGCCUUUAGGAUUGAGAACGUCUUCACAUCGCCCGAGUCGAGCCACGACAAAGGCCUGAGGUUGCGCGUGGGCGCUAGAGUCGUUGACGACGCGAUCUCCGCGGCGGAGCUGGACACGGCGCGGCUGGACAUGUACGAUGGUAUUUUCCGCGCUGGUAUGAAGAUUCCUCAGGUCAAAGGGACAUGUGCAGCUUUCUUCUGGGUGAGUCGGUCCUUGGCCCGGGGGCGCCCCUGA
Emericellopsis cladophorae is the source of this 357-nucleotide messenger RNA. Its product is annotated as Beta-glucanase. Lineage: Eukaryota; Fungi; Ascomycota; Sordariomycetes; Hypocreales; Bionectriaceae. The transcript has a single exon. The record is from RefSeq and is a predicted model, not a curated record. The coding region runs from base 1 to 357 and encodes 118 amino acids.